AAACCACCGCAGCGAGCGACCUCGCCUCCUCCACUGCCGCCGCCGACGCCGCUCCGACCGACCGCCCCCACAGCCCUAACCUUAGCUCGCUGCCACGCGCGGGGGACGGGAGGGCCGGCCAUGCUCUCCACGGCGGCGCCCUCCCUCGCCGCCGCCGCCGCCUCGUUCCCGUCCCGCGCGCGCCGGCGGGGGGUCCUCGUCGCGGCGGCGGGUGCGGAUGGGGCGCCGGAGCGGCUCGUGGCGAGCAGCUGCAGCUCCAUCACCGACUACCUGCGGUACCGCCGCCCGGGGUCCGUCGGAGGUGGGGGCACCGGGGUGUGCGGCGGGGAGCUGCAGACGGCGGUGGUGCGCUACGAGAAGCGGUUCCCGUGGUCAAUCCUCCACCCCUUCCUCCAUGUUGAUUUGGUUUCUACUGUCCACAUUGCUGACAAAGAAUACUUCGAUAGGCUCCAGCAAGCACUUCGAGAUUAUGAUUGUGUCCUGUAUGAAAUGGUGACAAGCCGUGAGAACUUAAAAAAUCGGAAGGACCCAACAUUUGCAAAUAAGCUGAAAUCUUCACGUAGAGGAUUCAGUAUUCUUGGUUUCAUACAGAAGCAAAUGGCAAACAUCCUUUCGUUGGAUUACCAGCUUGAUUGCCUUGACUAUGGAAAUGAAAAAUGGCAGCAUGCUGACCUUGAUUUUGAGACAUUCAAGCAGCUCCAGAGUGAAAGAGGUGAAAGUCUUUUCACAUUUGCUGUGGACAUGACACUGAAAUCAACUAAAGCCUUGGUACAACCAACGUUACCUGAUGGUCUUGACUUUUGGAGGUCCAAGCUGCUUUGGGCCUCACGUGUUCUACCAAUGCCACUUGUUGGACUAUUCCUUAUCACUGGGCUUUGCUUGCCGGUCAGUGAUCAAGGUGGAUAUCCUGAGCUUGAAGCAUUGUCCAGACUAGAUUUUGGAGCUGCACUGAAGAUUUUUCUGGCUAAGCAAUUGACCUCCGAUUUCACAUCUAUGACCUCACCCAUUGAGGAAAAGUCAGUUAUCAUUGGGGAAAGGAACAGAGUUGCUACUGAGAAGAUACAGGAAGCAAUAAACCGAGGAUAUAAGAGAAUAGCUGUCCUUUAUGGAGGUGGGCAUAUGCCAGAUCUGGGAAGACGUCUUCAGGAAGAGCUCAAUAUGGUCCCAGCUGACGUGCAAUGGGUCACAGCAUGGUCAAUAAGAAGCCGGGAGCUAGACAGGGAAUCUCUUCCGUUCCUGAAGACCAUGGCUGAAGUCUCAGGGUGGCCUUUGAAUAGAUACGAGACACUUGCUCUGCUUAUCUUUUCUUCAGUUCUCGCGGUGGACCUUUGGUUCUGGGAGCUACUUGUGGGCACUGCUGUGAACUGGGCAUCUUUGGCUGGUUCAUGGAUUGAGCAAUUUAAUGGUCCAUUUUGACUAAAGAGGAGAAAACAAAAGAAAGAAAAACUUAGCAACAGAAUUGCCAGUGAAAAAUAGGAAAAUUGUCCAGUUGCUGCUGGAAUACUGCAACACGUUUGUAUAUAACCAUUUGUUGGAUCAAACUAAAACGAGA
Molecule: messenger RNA, 1552 nt
Organism: Oryza brachyantha (malo sina)
Lineage: Eukaryota; Viridiplantae; Streptophyta; Magnoliopsida; Poales; Poaceae
Exons: 5
Coding region: 121-1416 (431 amino acids)
Source: RefSeq, a predicted model, not a curated record